AUGUCCAGCCACACCUCCAGCACCGGCAAUUCCUCCCGCAAAUCCACCACCACCUCCUCUGCCACCAAGAAACCCACCUCCACCUCCGCCCCCAUCCCCAAAAUCGAGCUACCAAGCCCCAAGAAAGCAGCAAAAGAACUCGGGAUUCCCACAGCCACUCCAAACAUUUCUAAAUCUAAAGCCCACCUUCCUAGGCGAACAACCAACGAAUCACUCCUCCUAGAACCCAGAACCCGGAAAUCAGCACCGGUAAAGAUUCCUGCGAUUCUAGAACCGAAGGGAUCGGGUCCCGUCAUCGAUGUGAAGAAUUCGGGUAUACGUGCGUCUAAUGAUGGAAGACCUCCUAAAGCUAAGUAG
Molecule: messenger RNA, 357 nt
Organism: Sclerotinia borealis F-4128
Lineage: Eukaryota; Fungi; Ascomycota; Leotiomycetes; Helotiales; Sclerotiniaceae
Source: the annotation of a GenBank genome assembly